Messenger RNA from Dermochelys coriacea (leatherback sea turtle), 1269 nucleotides. RefSeq lists its product as uncharacterized. The record is from RefSeq and is a predicted model, not a curated record. The transcript is spliced from 4 exons. NCBI's taxonomy places the organism in Eukaryota, Metazoa, Chordata, Testudines, Dermochelyidae. The coding region runs from base 1 to 1104 and encodes 367 amino acids.
AUGAAGAGCUGCAAUGGCUGCCUGUCAAGGCUGACAGCGGAUGAGGGCCAGGCGGAUGCAGUGCGCCAUGCAGACGGGCGGCAGGAACCAGACUUUGGGCGGCGGGGUGCCCUUGUUCUGGACGUGGCUGACGAUCUGCUGCGCGGUCUGGCGCUCGUUGCCCUGGCGCUUCACCCACUCGUGGAGCCGGGCCUUCUCCAAGGCCCCGUUGAAGAAGACGAAGAGCUCGAUGUUGCCGUUGAAGCAGGCCUUGGCCAACGCCGCCAGGUAGCCCAGCAUGUGGUUCCACUGCCCGCCGCUCACCCAGUCCGUGUAGAAGCCGCCGUAGAGCCGGUGCAGGCAGUUGUCGGCGUCGAUGAGGAGGCGCAGCGGGGUCUGAGGGGGCCGCUGGCGGCCCCCGCCCACGAGGCUGCCCCGGGCCAGUUUCUGCAGCUCCACGGGCACCACGGCGCUGGGGCAGUGCUUCUCGAUGUAGUCCUGGAAUCCCUGCACUCCCAUGGCGAGGACGGGCUGGGGGCGGCGGCGGGUGAGCGCAGGCCCGGCGGCGGGGUCUGGGUGCUGGCCGGGCGAUGGGCUGUGGCUGGAGUUGCGGGCGGGGUGGGAGCGGUGGAGCCGGUGGGGGCGCUGCUGCUGGAGGUGGCCGUUCAGGGGGGAGUUGUGUGGAUUAGUUGGGGGCUCAUGGCAGCUGCGGCCGCCAUGUGCUGCUCUCACAGAGCCAUGGCUCAGGGAUCCGGGCUGCUGCCGCUGCGGCUCCUACUGCCGGGGGGAGGGGGAGCGGCACCGCGCGCAGGAAGCCACCCCGCCGCCGCCGCCGCCUGCAGCAGGGAGAGCGGAACAGGCGGGACUUGGCGGCGGCGCCCGCUGCCACUCACGGGCCCGGCGCGCCGCGCACACAGUGGCCUCAGGGGCAGCACUUGGGGGGGCCGGGCCGCGAGCGCGCCCCACCGACCCGGCCUCUUCCACCGAGACGGCACCCUUGGUCUGCGGCUGCAGCACUCAGGCAGCGGGGCCUGGGCGGCCAGGCAGGGCUGUUGCAUAACCCAAGUGGACUUACAGAUCUCUUUGGAAAUCUUAGAUCUAAUUUGUGAAUUCCCAGGGGUCUGAACCACAGGUUGAAGACCACUUACCUCAAACUCUAAGAAUAGGGGAUAUAACAGGUAAAGUAUUCUGUACUUUUAGAAGUGCUUUUUUUUACACUUUUAUUUAAAGUAAAAAUAAAAACUGCUUAGUUUUUUGAACAUUGAUCAGAUAGAAGGAAAACAAAUCUUU